Messenger RNA from Fonsecaea nubica, 564 nucleotides. RefSeq lists its product as hypothetical. Lineage: Eukaryota; Fungi; Ascomycota; Eurotiomycetes; Chaetothyriales; Herpotrichiellaceae. The record is from RefSeq and is a predicted model, not a curated record. The coding region runs from base 1 to 564 and encodes 187 amino acids. Gene Ontology annotation, molecular function: RNA binding. The transcript has a single exon.
AUGGCGGAGGGAUCAAAUCGCCCAAACAGUACAAUCUACGUUGGCGGUCUCGACACCAAUCUUGUGACCGCCACAACUCUCUCGGAAGCGUUCGUCCCAUUUGGCGAAAUAGUGGACAUAACUCUGCCCAAGCCUGAGGCGCCGUCUUCGACGGAUUUACACCGCGGCUUUGGAUAUGUUGAAUUCGAGGAUGCGGCCGAUGCAAAGGAAGCAAUCGACAACAUGGAUCAGAGUGAGCUUUACGGACGGGUGAUCAAGGUAGCAAUGGCCAAACCCGACAGAAAGGAAACCGGACAAGUUGGUUUGGGUAGCACCACCGCUAUCUGGGAACAAGUGAGUGUGGCUGAAAAUUGUCGAUGCUUUAUGUUUAGUUUGGUCAUUCUUUCGCUUGUUAGACUAAGGAGGAAGAGUGCUAACCUUGUGGCAAUCAAGGAGGACUAUCUAGCAAAAUAUGGCACAGCGAACGAGGAUAAGGCUGCUGUGGAAAGCGCAAAGAACGAGAGGCCCGCAGAUCCCAUGGAUGGAUUAGAGGGUCUAGACGUUGCUGGGCCGAAACCCGAGUGA